CCCUAUUCCAAACCACAAGAAACCAGCACAGGCAGGUUGCUUUGGCAGCCUGAAACUCCUUUGUCCACUCACUGUGGCUUCUCAGACUCUGAAAUAAAAGAUUAGAGAAGGCUCGUCAUCUAGCAGCAAGACACAACCGUCAAACUUAUCUGUUCCUGCCCAGGAAAGGCCUGGAGGAAGAGGCCACCAAACAACUCAGUCUUCUCCCCAGUGCAUUGACUGCCAGCAUCUGGAGACCCAAUGGCCCAAACCUACUGGCACCGCUGCCCCUGGCUUGUUCUCCUCUGCGCAUGUGCCUGGAGUUACCCAAAGCCUAUGUACCUUGGAAGAGAAGAUGUGAGAAACUGUUCAACCAACCCCCCGCACCUGCCAGUUACUGCAGUCAAUACAACAAUACGGCUAGCAGCCCUCCGCCAGCAAAUGAAGGCCUGGAAUCUCUCUGCCUACAUCAUCCCAGACACAGAUGCACACAUGAGUGAGUAUAUUGGCAAACAUGAUGAGAGGCGUGCAUGGAUUUCAGGCUUCACGGGAACUGCAGGUACUGCUGUGGUGACCAUGGGGAAAGCAGCUGUCUGGACUGAUAGUCGUUACUGGACUCAGGCUGAGAGGCAGAUGGACUGCAACUGGGAACUCCAUAAGGAAGUUGGUGUUAGUUUGAUUGUCAGCUGGAUCCUUGCUGAAGUGCCUGAUGGAGGGCAUGUGGGCUUCGACCCCUUCCUCUUCUCUGUUGAUUCCUGGGAAGAGUAUUCUCUGAAAUUCCAAGGCUCCAACAGGCACCUGAAAUCUAUUACAACCAAUCUUGUCGACCUGGUAUGGGGAUCAGAGAGGCCUCCAGUGCCAAACUCACCCAUUUAUGUCCUGCCAAAAGAAUUUACAGGGAGCACUUGGGAGGAAAAAGUAUCCACCAUCCGAAACCAUAUGCAGAAACACACCAUGGCUCCAACUGGUCUCCUUCUAUCAGCACUUGAUGAGACAGCCUGGCUCUUCAACCUUCGCAGCAGCGAUAUCCCUUAUAACCCCUUCUUCUACUCCUACACACUGCUCACGAACUCUUCUAUCAGGUUGUUUGUCAACAAGAGUCGCUUUAGCCUUGAAACCCUGCAGUACCUGAAUACAAACUGUACAUCACCCAUGUGUGUGCAACUUGAGGACUACAGUCAAAUUCGUGACAGUGUGGAGGCCUAUGCCUCAAACAACGUGACAAUCUUGAUUGGGGUCAGCUAUACCACCUAUGGUCUCUAUGAAGUGAUACCCAAGGAGAAACUCGUGACAGAGACCUACUCCCCAGUGAUGCUAAUCAAGGCUGUGAAGAACAGCAAGGACCAGGCCCUCUUGAAGGCCAGCCAUGUACGGGAUGCUGUGGCUGUGAUCCAGUACUUGGUCUGGUUGGAGAAGAACGUGCCCGAAGGCACGGUGGAUGAGUUUUCUGGGGCAGAACACAUUGAUGAGUUACGACGGAAAGAAAACUUUUCCUCAGGACCCAGUUUUGAAACCAUCUCUGCUAGUGGCUUGAAUGCUGCCCUGGCACAUUACAGCCCAACCAAAGAGCUGCACCGCAAGCUGUCCACAGAUGAGAUGUACCUGGUGGAUUCUGGGGGGCAAUACUGGGAUGGGACCACAGAUAUCACCAGAACAGUACAUUGGGGCACCCCUACUGCCUUCCAAAAAGAGGCCUAUACACGUGUACUAAUGGGAAGCAUCGAUCUGUUCAGACUUGUAUUUCCUGCUGCUACAUCAGGGAGAAUGGUAGAAGCCUUUGCUCGAAGAGCCUUGUGGGAAGUUGGGCUCAAUUAUGGUCAUGGGACAGGCCAUGGCAUUGGCAACUUCCUCUGUGUGCAUGAGUGGCCAGUGGGAUUCCAGUAUAACAACAUUGCCAUGGCCAAGGGCAUGUUCACUUCAAUUGAACCUGGAUACUACCAGGAUGGAGAAUUUGGAAUUCGUCUUGAAGAUGUGGCCCUUGUGGUGGAAGCAAAGACUAAGUACCCAGGGACCUACCUGACUUUUGAAGUGGUGUCCUUUGUGCCAUAUGACCGAAACCUCAUCGAUGUCAGCCUGCUCUCUCCAGAGCAGCUCCAGUACCUGAAUCACUACUACCAGAUCAUUCGUGAGAAGGUUGGCCCAGAACUUCAGCGUCGUCAGCUGCUGGAGGAGUUUGCGUGGCUGGAGAAGCACACAGAGCCCCUGUCAGCCAGGGCCCCUCAUACCACCUCCUUGACCUCUAUGUGGGUAGCCUUCACUCUUGCCAUCCUCAGCUGGAGUAGCUAGAGGCUUCGGAUUCUCCUGCUGAUUGUUCACUUAGCUUUAGGAUUCAUUUGCUACUGCUCAGCUACUCUCCAUCUGUGCCAUAUAUGUACCAAGAGCCCCUGCUGACCCAUCGCCUUGAAGUCACUAUCCUAAGCUUCCUCCAGAGUCAGAGCCAGGCAGCAUACUCUACCUUCUUCCAGAUGUCCAUAACUCAUCAUGCACUUCCAACUAUGGGCCGGCCCUAGGAUAGUGGAGCCACAUAGCCUGCCUGCUACAGUGAGUCCCUCUUUCCCAAAAUAAAGGACCCUAUGGGGGUAUUACUCCAUGGGCCCAGAGGAGCCCAUCCUAUCUCCACCCACUAGAAAGGGCCAGGGCUGUUAGCAUCCACACUCACUCCAGACUUUUUAAGGCUAUCACUGGUCACCCUUACUUACCCCCAGGGCCUUCCUUGACCUCCUGGCCAUAGACUAUGGAGCUGAAGGAAUAUGACUGACUCAUACCUGUGUGCUGUAUCUGGAGAAGGAGGCAACUGGGUGUUCUGGUUGCUGACUACUACUCUAGUGUUAGGAAGAACAGAGAAGUGGAAGUCAAUUGUGGCCUGGAACUGGAGACAUCAGUAGGCAACACGUAUCAGUCCCCUCCCCACAUGUAAACCCACAGCUCCUAAACCACCAAUGUGCUCCUUGACAAGUGAUCACAUAGGGAGCUAAGGUGUAGGACUUUCACCAUGAAGUAAAAGAGGGAAUGGUGAAGUUUUCUGGAAUGUGGGCAGCCACCCUCUCCCAGACUCCUCUGACACUCAGGUAGCAUCUUAAUCUUCUAAGGUGGAGCCACCAUGACAAUGUCUCUCAUAUCUUUGAAAAACUCUGAAAUUUAUGUGGGCAGACUCUGAUUUCCUGGAAAUUUUUAGAUAGGAAAACUGACUUUCAGACAGGAGGUGUGGCCUGCCUGGGGAGACUCAGCACUUGGUGAGGAGAUGGGGCUAGGAGAUGGUGGAGGCAGAUGGGUUGGUGCUCUAGUUCCUUUGCCCACCAGCAUUGUGCCAAGUCUCUUAGCCUAUAUCUUAGCCACCGCCUCAUUUACUGAACCCACUGCCAUCAGCAUUUCCUUCGGUCUGGCCCUAACGAGCUGUUAGCCACCUGGGCUCACAUCCUGCUAGAUGCUUAAAACAACUUUGCAAAGA
Molecule: messenger RNA, 3427 nt
Organism: Psammomys obesus (fat sand rat)
Lineage: Eukaryota; Metazoa; Chordata; Mammalia; Rodentia; Muridae
Gene: Xpnpep2
Product: X-prolyl aminopeptidase 2
Exons: 21
Coding region: 241-2265 (674 amino acids)
Molecular function (GO): metalloaminopeptidase activity
Source: RefSeq, a predicted model, not a curated record